CUUUUUUUGAUUUCAAUGCUGUUUAGUCGUUUAGUUACUGCAGUGCCAAACGGUUGUAAAGGCAUAGAAGAAGAUCGGUUUGUUGCGUGUGGAAAGGGAGCCGAGGCCAUAAUUGGCGUAAUAAAUUCUAUAAAUUGAAAAUUUAUUAUAUUAUAUUUUGCAAAUAUAUUUCAUUGAGUUCAUUGAUUUGAACUAAUUAAUUGGACAUAUCAAUUCAACAACAAUAACAAUACAGCGUCAUGACUUGUGCAACGUCCACAGUGAAAUUUCUAGCCUUUCUAAUGAAUGUGCUCUGCUGUAUAGCGGGCGCUUUUAUGCUAUCGGCAAGCGCAUACUCCUUGGUGCAAUUCAACGCCAGCGAAUCCAUUAAGAUACCUUGCAUUAUGGGCGUGGUGUUGGGCGGUUUGCUCUUCGCCACCACAAUUGUGGGCUGUUGUGGCACCAUACGCGAAUCACCACCCACUAUUUUGGUUUACGCCAUCUUUUUGCUGCUGCUUCUUCUCGCACAAAUCGCUGUCAUCUUUGUGCUGCCCAUAAACUUCUCCAAAUUAGCCGAGGAGACGAUACAGAAUGCUUGGAAUCGACAGAUGAGCGACGAUGCCAUGGAUAAUUAUCAAAUUAGAUACGAAUGUUGUGGCAGAAAUGGACCGAACGAUUAUAUCGACAGUGGGCUAUCCAUACCUACGAGCUGUUAUCUCAAUCGCAAGCCGUCCAUUCUAAAUGAUCUCUACACAGCGGGUUGCGUAGAGAAGUUAACCCAAGCCUUUUCUAACGGUUCACGUAUCGAAGUAAUAAGCGAUUGGACAUUGGUGGGCGUUGAGGGUGUUACCAUAAUUGUCGCUUGCAUUCUGGGCAUCAAUUUCAAAAACUUAGAAAGAAGGCGCUACUAUUAACACGAAGAGGCUUUCAUAUGCAGAAAUUUCAUAGUAUUUUUAAUAAGAAGCUUUAAUUUGAAGAAUAGUCAUAUUUAAUAAAUAUUUUAUUGUAAUUUUGUAAACAAUUAAAGCCAAAGUAUAAGACAUUACAAAAGGAAGAAUAAAAUAUUAACAUUUCUUAAGGGAAAA
This is a messenger RNA of Bactrocera oleae (olive fruit fly), 1064 nucleotides long. It is a transcript of the gene Tsp42Eq, whose product is annotated as Tetraspanin 42Eq. NCBI's taxonomy places the organism in Eukaryota, Metazoa, Arthropoda, Insecta, Diptera, Tephritidae. The record is from RefSeq and is a predicted model, not a curated record. Gene Ontology annotation, cellular component: plasma membrane.